AAAAAACCAACCCGAUAAUUCGGUUUGCGAUCGAGCUAUCAUACUACUACUACCCAUACCCACCAACACAACCCCAAAACGAAGAAAGCAAAAAUGUCUCCCCAAUCAAACACGAAAACCCGGAUCCUGGAGCUCAACGCCAUCGACAAAGACAUCUCAACCCUCCUUUCCACCGCUUCAACUGCAAUCACAACCUUAACCUCGACGCCGGCCUCCGCCAGCGCCUUCGCCAGCGCCUCGGGCCAAUACCACGCGUUGCUACAAUCCAUCGUGGUCCGAUUGCGGCGUCAAAUCCUGCUGCUAGAGCAGGCUGAUAUACCAGCCCCUGUAACCGGAAACGGAGGCGAGAAGGAGGGGAAGGGGAGCGGAGGUGGGAUCGAUGUUGGGGCUUUCAAUUCAAGGAAUGACGUUGUCGGCCGGGAGAUGGAGGGGGAGUUGUGGAAGGGGGCGAAGGAGUUGGUGGGGCUGUUGAGUGGGGAUUUGGAGGGGGAUGGAGAUGUUAAGAUGGGGUGACUGAGAGGGGAGAACCACGGGAAGUGAAUUGGGGGGAUGGAAUUGUGCUUGCUAUUCCUUAGUUUCACUUUGUAGGUUUGGUGUAUAGUUACGAGGUGUGGGUAUGCAUCGUACUUAGGAUGGGAGUAAUGUAGCCGCUACCAGUAGACACA
Molecule: messenger RNA, 665 nt
Organism: Tuber melanosporum (Perigord truffle)
Lineage: Eukaryota; Fungi; Ascomycota; Pezizomycetes; Pezizales; Tuberaceae
Exons: 2
Coding region: 94-513 (139 amino acids)
Biological process (GO): regulation of transcription by RNA polymerase II
Cellular component (GO): mediator complex
Molecular function (GO): transcription coregulator activity
Source: RefSeq, a predicted model, not a curated record